Messenger RNA from Oncorhynchus keta (chum salmon), 2988 nucleotides. Its product is annotated as tyrosyl-DNA phosphodiesterase 2-like. The coding region runs from base 267 to 1910 and encodes 547 amino acids. Gene Ontology annotation, biological process: double-strand break repair. Gene Ontology annotation, molecular function: single-stranded DNA binding; 5'-tyrosyl-DNA phosphodiesterase activity. Gene Ontology annotation, cellular component: cytoplasm; PML body. Lineage: Eukaryota; Metazoa; Chordata; Actinopteri; Salmoniformes; Salmonidae. The transcript is spliced from 6 exons. The record is from RefSeq and is a predicted model, not a curated record.
GUAUUUACGGACAAUCGAAACCAACAUUUUCCAGUCUGAACUUCUACUGCAAUCCAUGGUCUGUCAUGAAAAUAGUUAUAUUUAUUUUAUAGUCUGAAUUUGAACAUCUGCAUUACUAUAUAGCAUGUAGUGUUAAGUAAGCAGCCUAACUUACACGUCACCUUAUUUGGAAAGGACCUGUAGGCCUACUCUGUCAGUUGGGAGUAAGUGGAGCUGAAUGCAGUUUUUGUUCUCAUGGUUGUGUAAAAGUGAAAAAGCGAACAGAGAUGCAGGACAAGAAACAAGACUCAGUGGAAAGGCCAGCAGAUGGCAAUAAGAAUCAGACGAGUGACUCCCUCCAACAGGUUACAGCCCCUGGAAAUUCCAAGGGGAGAAAGAAGAGAGGAAAGAAAAAGAGGAGUGCCAAGAAGAUGGAGGACAAGGAGGGAGAGAUGGACAAAUUUGCCCCAUUGCAGUCUGUCCUGGUUCAAUCACAAUCAGAGGAAUCUAGCCCAGCCCAAUCCCCAUCAGUGCAAGCUGACCCACCCUUAGGGCAAUCUAAUCGAGAGAAACCUACACCAGAGCAACCUAUCCCGGAGCAACCCAAACCAGAGACACCCAAACCAGCACAACGUAACCCUGCCCAACCACUUACAGGGCAUCAAAACCCAGCCACGCCCCCUUCAGCGCUACCCAAUCAAGCCCAACCAGAGCAACCCAAUCCAGUGCACCCGAACCAAUCCCAACCACCUUUAGACCAUCUCUCCCUAACCCAGUCAAAGGACCAGCCAACUGAAGCCCAACCACAUCCAGAUCAGGGUCCUCCAACCCGGUUAUCCACAGAUCAGUCAUCUCCACAACAGUCUUCACCAGAUCAGCCAGAUCCGUCAUCUCCACACCAGUCAUCACCGGAUCAGUCAUCUCCAAACCAGUCAUCACCAGAUCAGUCAUCUCCACAACAGUCAUCACCAGAUCAUCCAGAUCCGUCAUCUCCACACCAGUCAUCACCAGAUGAGUCAUCUCCAAACCAGUCAUCACCAGAUCAGUCAUCUCCACAACAGUCAUCUCCACAACAGUUAUUACCUAAACAUCCAGAUCAGUCAUCACAGUCAUCUCCAGACGAGGACAAACCUAAGAAAAAGGGAGAUCCAAACAAACUUUCCCUUCUGACCUGGAACAUAGAUGGCCUGGACCUGAACGAUAUCAAGGAACGUCUCUCAAGGCUACUGGACUACCUGAUCAAGUACCACCCCGACAUUGUGCUACUGCAAGAGGUUAUUUCACCAAUUUACCAGGUUUUACAGCAGGUUCUGAAGCCGUAUCACGUGUUGCCGGGUAGUGACAGAAGCUAUUUCACUGCCAUACUGCUGAGGAAGUCCAGAGUUCAACUUCUGGAGAGUAGCAUAGUGAACUACCCCACCACAGAGAUGAGGAGAAACCUGCUUAUGGCCCAUGUUUCUUUCCUUGGCCAUCCAUUGUGUGUGAUGACGUCCCACAUGGAGAGCAUGAAGCCCCAAUCCCUGGAACGCCAGAACCAGCUGAGGACGGUGUGGAAGACAAUGAGGGAGCAGCCCCAGGACCACAGCGUCAUCUUUGGGGGAGACACCAACCUCAGGGACUGGGAGGUGAAGAACCAGGGCGGUCUACCCGAGAACAUCUGUGACGUAUGGGAGUCCCUGGGCCGGCCGGAAGACUGCCGGUACACCUGGGACUGUGUCACCAAUGACAACAAGGACCUCCCUUUCCCCGCACGCCUGCGCUUCGACCGCAUCUUCCUGAGGCAGGCCGGCGAGGGGUCAAAGGUCAGCCCAGAUGGCAUCACCCAGGUGGGCCUGGAGAGGUUGAAUGACUGUCAACGCUUUACCAGUGACCACUGGGGUCUCCUCUGCACCUUCGUCAUAAAACCACUCAGUCAAGCAACACCUGAAUGAUACAAAGGGAACAGUUAGCUGUCCAUGUCAUGUCAACCUGGAACAGCAUAGAAGUCUUUGCCCAUCUUCUUUAUGUACAUUGGGAGAUUUUGAGAUUUUGAACUAGGAUAGAACAGGAUUAUGGGCACAGCAAUAGUGAUUCAUGACUUCAUUUUCUAUGUUUGGCAACUGCUGCUGUUCCAAGGCACACUUUUAAUUUAUCCAGCCACAUAUUUGUCUGUGCCAACAGGUUAUGUACCCUAUUCAAGGGCACAUUCAUACUGUCUUUGGACUUGGAAGCAGAAACUAUAUUGGCUAUAACUAUAUCUGAUUAUUGUCUAUCACUGUUUUAAACAUCACAGCAUCAAGCCAAUUUCACAAUAAACUCAUUUUUGUUCCAGACAGUAAUUAUUUGUAUUUGUAAUUAUUACACUUCGAUAUGACUUUCUAUGUCAUUUUAAUUUGCAAGGCUGUAUUGUUUUAGAGAACAGUUUAUUAACUUGCUGUUACUGUAACAGAUCUCUACCAUUUUGCACUCACAAAGUGAACGUGUUGUGUAUUAAAAGCCUUAUCCAACCAUUCAGUAAAAAUAGUACAGAAGAACCCCAUACCAAACAUUUUCCUACUCCAAAUGAAUGAAGUUAGUUCUGAUUUCUCUCCACUAGAGGUAGCUCUGGCCGUAUCCCAAAUCCACUCACUGCGCCAGACACUGAGUGACCUCCAAAAAUAAACUCCUUUAUCGCAUUAGGGAUAAAGCCAGCCCUAUGAAUAACACCUGUCUAGCCCUGAUAUCACCACCCCAACAGAGCCACCCUCACCGUGAGAGAGAGAAAGCGAGGUGCAUUCAUUCAUGAAACCGGUGCUUUGUCAAUGGUAUCCAGUGUGACAUUAAGAUGCCAAAUCAGACAGGAGAAAAUACAGACAAAACAGACUUCAAACAGUUUUUGGGACUACAUGACCACAUGUAUGCUCUUUCCUGAGCAGCUGGUCUGGUUGAGACUGACGGUAUCUAAUAGAUGUUCUGUCUUGACUGUUUCUUUAAUGCUUCUCUCCUCUCUUGGCCUUCUCUAUUACUGAUAACCUCAAGAAUGAAUGCUCC